Molecule: messenger RNA, 714 nt
Organism: Racocetra persica
Lineage: Eukaryota; Fungi; Glomeromycota; Glomeromycetes; Diversisporales; Gigasporaceae
Source: the annotation of a GenBank genome assembly
AAGACCUAUUUGAGUGAUUACACUUUUUUGGAUAAUCUUAACCAUACAUCAUCCAGUAACUUUAAUUAUAGCAAUCAACAACCUGAAUAUGAGCUUAGUAAUAAUAAUAGCUUAAACUAUAAUAGUCAACAAAUCGAACUUAAUAGUGCUCAGUCUGAUGAUGACCAACGCUCUUACUAUAGAAAUAAUAAUUACCAAGACUAUAGAAAUCAACACACAAUUAAUAGCAGUUUGGAUAAUAUCAAAAAUCAGGAGUUUGAAGAGCUUGAUCGGGAAUUCGAAGAUGGCUUAGAGAGUAAUGAUAAUAUAGAACUUAAUCGAGAAUUUGAAGAUAACUUGAAGAAUAUUGAAAGUGAACUUAACAAUAAUAUAAGUUGUUAUAGUUCUGAUGAUAAGUACAAACCAAUAGAUAACACUUCAAAGAAAUUUGACAGAAUGAAAUCUGACAUAAAUUGGCAUCGUGAUUGCCCAUUUGGCUCUUUUGAAAAUUUCACCAAUAUGGCUAUUUUCAUAUGGGCUACUAACAGAUUUGCUUCAGAGAAUGAUAUUGUGGGUGUAUUAUGUCAUAAUGCUAAUCUUGGAUAUUGUAGUUGUAAAGCUUCUAAAAAUGAAUUAACAAAUAUUUCAUUUGAUAUUUAUUCUAAUAGCCAGUAUCACCAAAUAACUAAUCAAGAAUUUGAAAUUAUAAAUACACAACAAACAAAAUCAGCAUGA